Molecule: messenger RNA, 1363 nt
Organism: Beta vulgaris subsp. vulgaris (sugar beet)
Lineage: Eukaryota; Viridiplantae; Streptophyta; Magnoliopsida; Caryophyllales; Amaranthaceae
Exons: 3
Coding region: 116-1102 (328 amino acids)
Biological process (GO): lipid metabolic process
Cellular component (GO): membrane
Molecular function (GO): oxidoreductase activity, acting on the CH-CH group of donors
Source: RefSeq, a predicted model, not a curated record
AGUAUGAGCAUGAAGUUAUAAAAACCCCUCCAAACUAAGCAACUACUCACUCCAAACCUCAAUUUGGUGAGAAAAAACACACCAAUUUUCAACUCAAAAACCAAAAUUUGCAAACAUGGGUAAACUAAAAACCAACAAUAAUAACCUUAAAAAUGCAAUCAUAGCAUUUGUAGCUCCUCUUCCUUCCAUCUUCUUCUACCUGUAUUUCCUUCGUAAUUACUCAGAGUCUGAUCAUUCUCUCUCCUACAUUUGGUCAUGGUGUUAUCACCACCCAAUCCUCCUUGCAAAUGUCUUCUUCUUUCUUAACAUCAAUGUCAUGUUUUGGGCCAUUGGCCAUAUUCAAUCCAGUCACUGGAUGAUUGAUCCAUAUUGGACAGUGAUUCCCUUGAUGCUAGUUUGCUACUAUGCAACUCACCCAUUAGCAUCAUUUAACCUGUGGAGGUCCAGAAUUGUGAUCCUUUUGACAUUUAUGUGGAGUUUAAGGCUUUCUCAUAACUAUUUUCGCCGUGAAAAUUGGCAAUGGGGUGCUAGGGAGGAUUGGCGCUUCACUGAUAUGCGUAAACAGUAUGGCAAGAAUUGGUGGUGGGUCUCAUUUUUUGCCAUCUAUUUUGCUCAGCAGAUCUUUCUGGCGGGGCUAAGCCUUCCCUUCUACACCAUACACACUGUUGAAGCAGCAUGGAGCAUUUGGGAUUUUGUGGCUGUUGUUGUGUGCAUGACUGGUAUAAUUGUUGCUUACUAUGCUGACACUCAGCUCCAUGAGUUUGCCACGAAGAAUGCGGAGUUGAAGGCUUGUGGAAAGCCAAUCUUGCCCACUUUGGAGAGCGGUUUGUGGAAGUACUCACGGCAUCCAAAUUACUUGGGGGAGCAGUUGUGGUGGUGGGGACUUGGUAUCUUUGCAUGGAGCCUCGGGCAAGGGUGGACAUUUGUAGGGGCGUUUGUUAACACCUUAUGCUUAGCUUAUGUGACUGCUUUGGUUGAGGAGAGAAUGCUAAAGCAACCAUUCAGAGCUGAAGCAUACCGACAAUACCAAAAGACGACCUCGGUUUGGAUCCCAUGGUUCAAAUCAUCAUCCCCUGAAGAGACAAAAGAUAAGACCAAUUAAUUUGAUAUUGUUCGAGUCUGCCGAACUUUUGCUAUGUAAUUGUGUGUUCUUGUCCCUCCUCGGAACUUGCUGUGUUAUAUCAUGUCUCAUGAAUGUUUCUUUCUUGAUAGAGGGUUUUCUUGUGUUUGUUAUUCUAAUUUUUUCUCUCCUGUCCUACCAAUCUAAUGUAUGCAAUUGUAUAAAUCAGUUGAGCUCUAUUCUUAUCUUAACUUGCCUGGCAAGUGUUAAACAAGUGAAAUGAGAAAUCCGAAAUUACUAGUA